This is a messenger RNA of Drosophila biarmipes, 1100 nucleotides long. RefSeq lists its product as uncharacterized. NCBI's taxonomy places the organism in Eukaryota, Metazoa, Arthropoda, Insecta, Diptera, Drosophilidae. The record is from RefSeq and is a predicted model, not a curated record.
AUGUGGCAGGACAUUGAUCUCUUUCGGCAGUUGUUAGUUGCCUUGGACAUUCCUCGCCCAGUCAGCCUCCAGUUCCCGCUGUACCAACGCGGCACUAUGCUGGCUGAAAGCGACGGCCAAACACAACCGUCGAUCGGGACGGGGUGCAUAUUGGGGUGUAUAUUCCGUCGUGUAAACACACGCAACGCAGCAGACAUUUUGCCGUCGUUGUCUUUACAACUGAAUCCACACAUCGUCAGCGCAUUGCGCGUCUUUUGUUCCAGCUCGAUCGAUGUUUCCCGUCAUCCGUUCUGUCCAUCUGUCAUUGCAUUUAAAGCAAAUAUCGCCCAUAAGAAAUGGGCUAUAAUAAGGUGCGCGACGACACAGUUGGCCAGCAUAGAGCAGCAGCGCUCCUUAUGUCUUAUCGUUCUGGAAACGCUUGACAAUAAAUUAGAUUUUGUGCAAAUUCCGUCCGAUCGAUCCACUCAAUGGUGUCCGUCCGCCGUGACGGUGCACAUAAUGGACGUACUCCCUUCCAGAGAAACACCUCGGGCCAAUCACAGGUUCGUGUGAUUUAUAUCACAACAAAGGCGGAGGGGCGGGCAGAAACGAGAGUUCGAAGAUUGGCUACUCUUCAUCCACUAAAUAAGAAAUUGAGCUGCCACUAUUAGUAAUAUUGUGCCCAACCAAAUAUUAAGUAAUGGAUUUCCCGUAAUCUAGAUUGUCCCAUAUACCAGACAGAAUAAAUAAAAAUCAGGUAAUAAAAAAUUGUAUAUAUCAAUUAUGGUAGAUAUGAUGAUAUUUUAUCAAGAAAAUCAAAUAUUACAGCGAUCGAAACUACAUAAUUGACAUAUAUUAAAACAUCACAGUGCUACUAUAUUUACAUUUUACUGAACGAAAACCAUAUUGUGGAGAAAUGAGGGUCAUUUUAUUACCUUCAAAAAAACUCAAAUUCCAUAAUAAAUUAUCAAAUCGAUUAAUCUAAAAUAACAAAAUUAUGUAAAACUUGAAGUAUGAUGGGACCUAAACAUUUUUAUGAAUUUGUAAGGAAGUCCUCAUAGCAUCAGGAAAUAAGAAAGAAAUAAAACUAUAGUUGUUUAGAGAUUUUGAAAUACAGAAAA